AUGACCGCCCCUCGACGAGCGCUGAAGCUCUCGACACUCGCUCUGACUUCCGACACGAACGACUUCUGCAGCUCCGUCACGUCCUGUCUGAAGGACGGCAGCUCCACGUGCGACACGACCACUCGUGGCGGCGACUGCCCGCCGUGUAUCUACGUGCUGGACAAUACGUUCACGUGCUGGGAGAAGGACAAUGCGACCAACACGUGCCCGUUCACAGGCGUGCGCUACGAUUGCUCCGAUUCAUGGAGCUCGAUGACGAUCAUUCCUAGUACAAGUACCAGCAGUAGUAGUAGCCGUGCGUCGCCGCCAGGGGAGCUGCUGGACUAUCCCACGCCGUCGUCGUCUUUGGUGUCACCCGAUACGAAGGCUGAAAGCGUGAACGCCACCAGCAUUGGCGGUCUCAGCUUCGAUGUCGUCACAUAUGGAGCUAUUGGGCUCGCUGCUUUGCUCGUCUUCUUAUUACUCCUCGUCCUCUGCGCUCGGAGACGCAAGAUGCGUCGUCAUCGGGAGGAAAACGUUACAAUCACAGGAGCUGGUGGCAACUUUAGCCACGGCAUCAGCGUCGUAACCGACAAGCGUCCGCGUGGGUUGUCCAAGUUACGGGAUGAUGGAUACACUAGCUCGUACAACAACGUUCUGGACACGAACAAGGUCAGCUAUACGCGUCCAGACGUGAGCUCUAGUGGGAGCAACGAUGAUGUACGGAAGAAUUCGCCUCUCGGACGUGUAAACGGCUUAUUGCCGCGCUUGCCUCUGAACGAAUCUCCGCGCAGCAUGGAUGGCAUGCUGACGGACUCGCCCCAUUCUCCUCCAGUCCUAGGUGGGAAAUCCAGUUCCUACAAGGGCAGUGGACGUAGCAAUCUUCCGCCUGCUGUUGCGGCUGGCAUGAGCGGCUUCUCGAAUGUGAGCGACUAUGUACAGCAAGACGUUUCGUCUCGAUGUACGUCCACUCCGAACGUCUUUGCUGAGUAUUUGCGAAUGAAGGAAGAGAUGCAGUACGAUGAUGAAUGCGUUAGCAGUGUGGUGGAUGGAUUGAGUGCAGUCAGCUUUAGCGAUACUAUCAGUGACCUGGACAGCGGCAAGUACUCGUUCGCAUCGUCCCAUGACGUUAGUCGACCCCCGAAGCGGCGGACAGACGUCGACGGUCGUUCUUCGGUAUCCGACUCCAUUGCCGAUUCCAUCGCGGACUCGGUCACGGACUCGGAGUAUGCAGAGCAAAUACGUGCACGUGGUGGCAGUGAGUGUGACAGCGAGAUGUCCUACAAUGACGAAAAGUACUCGUUCAGUAGUCUCGAUGGCCUCGAUGACAGUCAGGUCCGAGUGGGCAAACGUGAAGUUGAGAUUUAA
Messenger RNA from Peronospora matthiolae, 1347 nucleotides. The record is from the annotation of a GenBank genome assembly. Lineage: Eukaryota; Oomycota; Peronosporomycetes; Peronosporales; Peronosporaceae.